UUUCGUUUAAGUGUUUAUAAAGUGUGAAUUUUAAAUUAAAAAUAAAUAAAUAACAGUGCGCCCCGCAGUCUAUUUUCCGUACGGUAUCGCGUGCGUUCGGUUGCGAAAAGUGGUGGAGCAUCGGGCAUCUCCGGCGGCGAUCGCCGAUAGGAAGGCGUCCAAUUCACCCCGCCCGCGCGCAACAGAGACAGAGAACGCUGCUGACAUGGCGACAACACGAAUGGAUUGAUGUUUUUCACGUGGAAAACUCAUCCCUUGAAUAUGUACAUGUAAAGAACUUUACUCCCUGCGCCCGUCACAACGAAAGCACUAACACUAUGAAACAAAUUAAAGAUGGCUACUAAGUAAACAUUAUUCAUUGUUAAAGAUUUGUUGUAUUGUUCAUGAAAUAAGAGAGAAUACUUAUGUAUACAUCAUUGAAAUAUUGUUGAUAGCUUCUAAGGCAGGACUGGUAUUUAUCAUAUCUUUGAAUAAAGAUAAAAAGUGUAAAAAUGGCUACGCAAAGAUUUUGUUUGAGGUGGAACAACCACCAGACCAAUAUGUUGUCAGUGUUUGAUCAGCUACUACACGCAGAAACGUUCACUGACGUAACUCUGGCCGUAGAAGGUCAAUUGCUUAAAGCACACAAAAUGGUUUUAUCGGCUUGUAGUCCCUACUUUCAAGCUCUCUUUGUUAAUCACCAAGAGAAACAUCCCAUUGUUAUUCUAAAGGAUGUUCCCUACUCUGAUAUGAAAAGCUUACUGGAUUUUAUGUACAGAGGAGAAGUCAGCGUUGACCAAGAACGUUUGACAGCAUUCCUUAAAGUUGCCGAGAGCUUAAGAAUAAAAGGACUAACGGAAGUGAACGAGGAAAAAUGCGAUAUACCUGCAUUAACGAACUCGUUAAUCCAACAACAACAGACUAACACAUCUGCACAUACUCCGCCGCCUCAAUUACACAGAAUACACCCAUAUGUGCAUCAAAAGAGGCCAGCAUCUGGUAUUCCUAGCGGAGGAGCACCCCCGAAUUUACUGAUGCCUUUAUUGGGCAAUGCUUUAAUGCAACCGAAGCGAAAACGAGGUCGACCCAGAAAGUUGAGCGGCAGCUCAAGUGACGCCCUAAACACAGCCGCCAGUCCACCUGGUGAAUUUAUUCCGGAAUCUGCAUCACAUGCGUCUUCAAAUAGAGCGGGUGAUCAAUUACUACGUGGUUCGCCAGAAAUGUUAGAGGUCAAAAUGUCAAUGGAUGGUUUCAACGCGGAAGAUGGGGCAACAUCGGGCGGCGAAGAUGGUGGAGAGGCGUUAAUGAUCGACGAAGGUGAUGAUGCUCAGUCGAACGAGGCUCCUACAUCUGGCAAAGAUUCAGAAUCAGCAGAUGUAGAAAAACAACCAAAAGAGGAAACUCAUCAUAGUUUUCCAUCGAAUGGUCCGGUUUUGUCUAUUGAAAAUGGAUCUAUCAAACAGGAGCCUACUUCUGAAACUACUGACGAAUAUAAUGAGCCGAUCGAAUACAAAUACAACCCAGACAGGAGCCGUGAAAAUUCUAACUCUCGGGAUGGUCCGGUAAAGGAUGCAGAUGACAAAACAAGACUAGGUCGUAAUUUAAAGCCAAAGAAUAGUAAAAAAUUACUACCCCAAAUGUCUAAAUUUAGAGCUCGAAGUCUAUUCAAUCAACUCUCCGGUUUGUCUAAUUUGAAUCCCGCUCUUAACAGCUUUGAUAAAUUCCCCCCUGAGACUGUUCUCAUGCCCGCACUUGCCACUCAAUUGUUCGCGGCUGAAUUAGAACAAAACAAUUUGAAUAUGGCCAACAACGAAGUUUCCGAUUUAGCGCAGACUAAUUGGGAGCAUCGCAUAUUUCCGUCGCCUAUUAGAAAAAAUAACAUAGGUAACGUCGGCAAUUACCACGAGGAAACUAACGAAUCUGUACGGGACUACUGUAUCAAGGAGGGCGAAAAUGUAUUCAGAUGCAAAAUAUGCGCACGAGUUUAUACUCACAUUAGCAAUUUCUGUCGACAUUAUGUCACCUCUCACAAAAAAGAUGUCAAAGUUUUUCCAUGUCCCAUUUGCUUUAAAGAAUUUACUCGAAAGGAUAAUAUGAUAGCCCAUCUAAAAAUCAUUCAUAAAAAUCAGCCAAAUGCCAACGAGCAGACGGCGAAGCAAGAGUCUUAAUUAUACAAAACGAGACGUUACAUACUAAAUAAAAUUAUUAUUUUAAAAGAUCUGAUUUAAUUUUUAAUUCAAUCAUAAGUAAAACUAGACUAUGGAUUCAUAAAUAGCGUUUAAAGUGUAGAUUGCAAUUGAAUAGGCGUUCGAGUUCUAAGUUUCACGAUAUAACAAUAAGUUUGUUGGUAUUUUAAGCGACAAAGGUCGUUUGUUGUUAUAUUAAUCUAUUUAUUUAUGUUGUUCCAUUUGUUUCUCAGAGUGCUGAACUUCAAAGAGAUUUAUGAAAAUUUCUAUAAUUUACUUGUUAUUUUGCACUCACUUGUUACUUAAUUUUAUUACUUACAAAAAUUUCAGGGUACAAAGUAACUACUCACGGUGAUCGUUAAUUCAAACGUAGUCUAUUCGAUUACACGCAAUUCUCAUUGAACUGAAUUAGUUAGUGUAGUUUAGAAGUUAUUUUUACGAGUAUACCAAUGGCGGAGCCUUUUUUAAACUUAAAAUUAGUAUAAAUUAUAUUUAUUAAGAUUCUGACUAUUUAAUAUUUCCUGAAGAGAGGCUAUGCUCUAAAAAAGGUUAACUAAGGCCAUUUUCAGUAGUGGUGUGAAAUGCAUUUUCAUUUAACUUGCCUUAUUAGUGAUCUUAGUUUUAUAAUUUACGAUAAAACUUCUCCGAAGUAAAACUCAACACGGGCUAUGAUUUUAAUUUGUAGAUUUUGUUAAGGUUAAUUUAAAAUAGUUUAUCGAUGUUGAAAUGUUUGGUUGUAAACGUUAUUCUAUUCAUAAUAGACCAUAAUACACGAUGGCCGAAGAAGAUAGAAUAGCUUACGAUAAUCUCAUUGAGACAAACGUAGUGUAGGUUCAGUUCCAUAAAAUGUACGCGGCUUCAUCAGUAGUAAAAGAGUUCACUACUAUUUUCCAUUUUUCUUCUUUUGUUAUCGAGAUGCAUGUAUAUUUAUACACUUUACAUACAUAUAUCUAUAGGUCAAUUAUGUACCUUCUGUAAACAAGUAUCUGUCAAAGACAAUAUUUUAAUAUAAUCGUAGGGGGAAACAUAUAUUAUCGAUAUAAAGAGGGACGUUAUAUGUAACAAUCAAAUUCAAACAAAUCUCCUACCAAUUUCAUGUUAUAGCAGAUUUAUUAAUAACUUGUAUGAAAGUUAAAAUAUUAUCGUUUAGUUUUGUAAAUAAUACUUAAACGACGAAAAGUUUGUUGUAAAAAGUGAUUUUAGCAAGGUGCUUUGAGAAAAGUUUAAAAAUAUUGGAACCAUGAGAUGAUUUGUAAACUCUAUUUUAGUAGAAAUCAAAAUGCCUUAAAUAUAUAUUAGGGAAUCGUACUUAUUAAAUUAUUUAGUUAAAUUUAGAGGCAAAGUAGUCUUCCAUAUAAUGAUAGCGACACAUUCUCGGUUCAGUUGUUGAAUAAAAAAUUACAAAAACAAACAUUCGGAUAUAUUGUCAAAAACAUUAGUCUCUUAGCCAAGUUUACACUUAUACAUGUUUCAGGGCGAUUGUUUGAGAGAAAACAAAAGAGUGCGGACGACCGAGAGUCGUAAUGUCGACUACCGAUGACGACAAGUGUAGACAAAGCAUGAAACUUUAACUUUACGUUGUCGACCCAAAAAAAACCGUUUCCAAUUUAAUAAGUAGUAGGUCCAGGGAACGCUUGCCUAUUAGUGUGCCUUUACUUGUAUAUUAAUAAGUUAAAUCGACUACUAGGUGACUAAGAAAUUUCAAAGAAUAUUAUGUAUAAUUAUUUAUUUUCAUUAUUCAAAGUUUACAAUCUACUUUAAGAAGCUUCCUUAGGAUUAUAGAAACCUCUAGGCCCAAGUAGUUAAAUACGAUGUUUAUAGUUAAAUUUAGGGAUAUCAUCUCAUGUUUCCCACUUUAUAUGAAAAUCGGAACAACUCGUAAAUAUAAAAAAAAUCAUAAUAUUAAAAAAAAAUCGAGGCGAUUACUUCGCCUAGUUAAAAAUGUUAAGACUGUUGAAUUCAUAUAAACGAAUUUAUUGUACCUUUCAUAAUCUUUAUAUGAAAAAUUUAUCUUUGAACAUGGAUAGGUACUUAAAGGGAAAUUUAGAUAUAUUAAAAGGUGAGGCUAUUAUUGGAUGUUUCGAAAUACUUAAAGAUAGUCAAUUUAGCCAGUGCCUAAACUUAAAACGUGUAAAAUCGAACUCCUUUAAAAAAUUUCCUUAAUUAAAACCAGGUAACAUUCUCCUUUCAGAGUUCCUUCAUUUAAUUCUAUACAAAUAAAGUAUAAAUUCUAUUGUAUUUGUUAUAAACAAUUAUGAAAUGUAUAUUUAUGUUAACGAGAAAUAUCUUAUUUAGAAUAUCUUAUUUCUAUAUCGAUGGAACAUUAUUUAAUUAAAGCUAUAUCAUCAAUUGGUGCUAAAUUAAACUUAAGGCGACGUCACAUGUGAUGUGACAUUAAAAAAUGUCCCCUAAAGUGUAUGUUGUUUGUUAAUAUUGUUGUUUUAAAAAACAUCUUGUGUUGCCCUUAUUAUUUUAUCUUAAAAAAAAAAAAAACAAUUUGUUUUCAUUGGGGCUUCAGAAAAUGUGCAGCUAUCGACAUUUUAUAUGUAUACAUGAGAAUUUUACGAGCAGAUGCUAUAUAU
This is a messenger RNA of Vanessa atalanta (red admiral), 4747 nucleotides long. RefSeq names its product protein tramtrack, alpha isoform-like. The record is from RefSeq and is a predicted model, not a curated record. Lineage: Eukaryota; Metazoa; Arthropoda; Insecta; Lepidoptera; Nymphalidae. Gene Ontology annotation, biological process: regulation of transcription by RNA polymerase II. Gene Ontology annotation, cellular component: nucleus. The transcript is spliced from 3 exons. Gene Ontology annotation, molecular function: protein binding. The coding region runs from base 492 to 2147 and encodes 551 amino acids.